AGAUGAAUAAAUGAACGAAAAGCUUGGUAAUCAAAUCUCUUUCUCUCCCCCCACCCCAAGCAAUCUCUUUUUCACGAAGACAGCGAAAGACCUGUGUGACGGCCACAUCUGGUACUCUGUCCUAAAUCGACCCGCCAGCAGUAACUUCACUCGAGUCCAGCGCCUCUCUUGCUGUUUAUCCUUGCUGCUCUGCACCAUGCUAACCAGCAUCAUGUUCUGGGGGAUUCCCAAAAGCCCCUCUGAACAAGACAUGGAAUUAGGCACUAUCAAGUUCAACGUGCAACAGUUUAUGAUCGGCAUCCAGAGUUCCAUUAUCAUGUUCCCUGUCAACCUCUUGAUCGUGUCCAUAUUCAGAAGCACUCGGCCUCGGAAAAAGAAGGAGGUAGCGAUAAUUCAGGAUUCCAAAUCUGGAUCUCCAAAGCAGGAGAAAAAGCUUGCUGAGAGAUGGCGCAUUCAGACAGACAUUUCCAUUGAGAUCAUUGUCAAAGAAAUAAAGAAAAUAGUUCGCGCCCUGGCGAAGGCAGUGAAGUGUCCAGUUCCAAACGCAGCAGAGGAAUCUGAAACAACAGACAUCAGCACAGUAUUGUUUGUCCUGGAAGAUAUCAUCCAGAAGCAGACUUUCACUCAUGCCAGGUUUUAUGUAGAAGAUCCCGAAAACAAUCACUUCUUAGUAUACAAGAACUAUCGGCGCUAUCUCUACAAACAGCUCCGGAAUUUGGAAAAACAGCUGAGGUUGCUGGGUCCUUCACAAUUCCCUAAUCCAGAGGGUUACACUCAGGCUCUGCUUAAGGUUCGGAAUAUGAAACUGCUGCUGGAGCCGCAUCUCUACUCCGACCCUAUAGACAACGAGGUCCACAGAACCGGCCCUGACGGAGAGGAAAAGAAAAAGUGCUAUCAGAAAGGUUUACCCUGGUGGUUUAUGAUCGUGGGUUGGAUUCUCGUUGUGGCCACUAGUGGCGUGUCGGCGUACUUCACCAUGAUGUAUGGGCUGACGUACGGAAAGGAGCGCUCCAUCAGCUGGCUCAUUUCGAUCUCGGUGUCCUUCUUUGAGAGUUUGUUCGUCACACAGCCUGUAAAAGUGCUUGGAUUGGCAAUCUUCUUUGCUCUAGUGGUGAAAAAUGUUGAAAGUCAGGAUGAGAAUUAUUUUUGCCUGUUGAAGGACAUGACACUUACCUACUCAGAGGAUCCCGAUGAUAUACGCAUUUCCAGAAGGGACAGCACGAGCAGGUUCUACAAGCCGCCUCCUCUUGCUGACAUUGAGAAAAUGAAGGAAAACUAUAUCAAAAAUCAGAAAGCCAUUGCCUUAAUCAAGGAGAUAAUCGUCUACAUAGCGUUCUUGUGCGUACUACUCUUGGCGACGUAUGGUCAGCGCGAUCCAAAUGCUUUUUAUCUCAAUCGGCACAUUCAGCAACGUUUCAGCAACGGUAUCACUGACAGCAUGACCCCCAGAGAUGUGUUUACCUGGGCAAAUCAAGUGCUCAUCAGCAACCUCUACGGACGGCGUCCAGGCUUCAUCACAGAUGGAAACUCGAAGCUUGUGGGAAGUGCUCGUCUCAGGCAGGUUCGAGUGCACAAGGAAUCGUGUAGAAUUUCUAAAGUCAUGCAACGUGCCGUUCCUGAUUGUCAUGCGCCAUACUCUUGGGGUAUAGAGGAUAUGGGCUCCUAUGGUCCAGGAUGGAAUCGUUCAAGAGAUGGAAAUUUGACUAAGAACCUCCAAAUGCCCUGGCAAUACCAAACCCAGUCCAAACUCAGGGGGCACCCUAUCUGGGGCUCCAUGGCUUUCUACAGAGGUGGAGGAUUUGUACUGGACCUGGGUCUUGACCCACAACAAGCAAGCAGCAUGCUACAGUACCUGUUUGACAACACGUGGUUGGACGUAUUCACAAGGGCGAUCUUUGUCGAGUUCACGGUAUACAAUGCAAACGUCAACCUCUUCGGUAUUGUGACCCUGAUGCUAGAAACCAACGCAGUGGGAGCGUACCAGUACAGCAAAGAGUUGCAGAUCUUACGUCUUUAUCAGACCACGGAUGGCAUUAAUAUAGUGGCCACUGAGGUCAUUUAUUUCCUUUUCAUUCUCUAUUAUAUGUUCUUGCAGAUCAAGAGGAUCAAGCAGCAGAAAUUACAGUACUUCAGGAGCAAGCAUAACCUUUUAGAACUGUCCAUCAUUCUUCUAAGCUUGGCUGCAGUGGGCGCAAUCAUCAAUAGGACGAUUAAAGGAAACCAAGAUCUGAAGUAUUUCCAGGAGAACAAAGACCAAUUUCCAAGCUUCUACGACACGGCCGCAGCAGACUCGACCCUGGGGUACAUUAUGGCUUUCCUGAUUCUGCUGGGCACCAUCAAAAUGUGGCACCUGUUACGCCUGAACUCCAAGCUGAACUUGAUUACCUGCACGAUGAAGCGAGCGUGGAAUGACAUCUCCAGCUUCAUCGUGGUCCUAAUCAUCAUGGUCCUAGCCUACUCCAUUGUGAGUAAUUUGCUGUUUGGUUGGAUUCUCUACACGUACAAGACUCUUCAAGAUUCCAUGUUAGCGAUCAUCGCCUUACAGCUUGGCAUAUUCAAUUAUGAAGAGGUCCUGGAUUUGAACCCGGUGGUCGGUGGCUUCCUAAUUCUCUCUUGCGUCAUCUUCUUGACGUUCGUGGUGCUAAACCUUUUCAUCGCAGUCAUCCUUGAGGCGUUCAGUCACGAGCAAAAGCACUACAAGCCGUCUGACGAGGAGGAAAUAGUAGACCUGAUGAUGGGAAAGAUCUGCAACGCGUUCGGCAUCAGAGUGAAGAAGAAAUGACGAAGGAAACCAAACAUGACCCGCCUCCCCACCUUUUCCUUACACUUUUGUCACAUGCUUAAGAUUAACAUUAAGCCGUUCUGAUUGUGUAGCUGUCGAAG
This is a messenger RNA of Ictalurus furcatus (blue catfish), 2883 nucleotides long. It is a transcript of the gene pkd1l2b, whose product is annotated as polycystic kidney disease 1 like 2b. The transcript is spliced from 14 exons. Lineage: Eukaryota; Metazoa; Chordata; Actinopteri; Siluriformes; Ictaluridae. Gene Ontology annotation, molecular function: calcium channel activity; calcium ion binding. Bases 11 to 2782 code for a protein of 923 amino acids. Gene Ontology annotation, cellular component: membrane. Gene Ontology annotation, biological process: detection of mechanical stimulus. The record is from RefSeq and is a predicted model, not a curated record.